CAUUUCAGAUGGUGCUUAAACUUGCCAUGUUUAUUAGAAAGGACUAAAAAUUUCUGUUUUUAACUUAUUUUACAAAGAAAUCUCAAGCUUUUUUUUUCUUCUCUUGAAGGUGUGGUCAAUCAUUCAAAUAUAUAUAAUUGAGGAACAACAAUGGCCGGUGCUAGCUGAGUAUAGAAAGCCUCAAAGAUUGAGCGAUGAGCAAUUUGCGUACAGUGGAUCUACACUGUGGCAUCUGCGUGCAAGACAAGCCAAUAUCUGAUUUUAUCUUCAUCAAUGGCUGCUCUCAUAGGUACUGCUCGAAGUGCAUUGGCACGUAUGUUUCUAUGAAGAUAAGAAAUAAUAUGGCAAAGAUUGCUUGCCCUCAACCUGGAUGCAAAGAUGGUAGUUUGGAACCUGAAUUGUGCAAGCCUGUUCUUGCGCGCGAGUUGUUCGAUCGUUGGUCGAAUGCUUUGAUCAAAGAUAAGCUUUAUUGCCCGUAUAAAGAUUGCUCUGCUCUUCUGAUUACUGAUAUUUGGAAGGAUAAGGAAGGAUGCCCAUACUGCAAUCGCUUUUUCUGUUUUAAAUGCAAGUCGCCAUGGCAUCCGGAGCUGACCUGUGAGGAUUUUAAGAAGCUUGGGAAGAACGAGAUAGACAUGGAAGACUUGAUGCUUAUGGAAUUGGCAAAGAGGCAGGGCUGGAAGAGGUGCCCAUUUUGCCGCUUUUAUGUGGAGAAAGUGUCAGGUUGCUUAUCGUUGAAGUGCAGGUGUGGCCAUGUAUUCUGCUAUAAUUGUGGAACAACAAUGACGGAGGAUCACUACUGUGCAGCAUGCGGACACUAAGUUGAUCAUAAGCCUCCAUCGAAUAGAAAGAUUACGGUAUUGGCAUAUGCUUAUUUAUGUUGAUGUUCAACAUUGAAAAGGAAGUUUCCAAUCGCCAUAGAUGAUUUUGCAGCAUGCUAUACUUGUUUUCAGUCUGUAAUGACAUUACAAAUGUUAUGUUAUGGGCUUUAAUGUUGCAGAAGUAGACUGAAUUGAUUGCAUUUCUGUUUGUCUUCGAACUUGGAUUGGCUUGUUUGCUACAAUUUGGGUUUCAGAGAAAUUAAGAACACAAAUUGAGGC
Dendrobium catenatum is the source of this 1097-nucleotide messenger RNA. Its product is annotated as E3 ubiquitin-protein ligase RNF144A-like. Bases 195 to 818 code for a protein of 207 amino acids. The record is from RefSeq and is a predicted model, not a curated record. Gene Ontology annotation, biological process: ubiquitin-dependent protein catabolic process; protein polyubiquitination; positive regulation of proteasomal ubiquitin-dependent protein catabolic process. Gene Ontology annotation, molecular function: ubiquitin conjugating enzyme binding; ubiquitin protein ligase activity; zinc ion binding. Gene Ontology annotation, cellular component: ubiquitin ligase complex; cytoplasm. NCBI's taxonomy places the organism in Eukaryota, Viridiplantae, Streptophyta, Magnoliopsida, Asparagales, Orchidaceae. The transcript has 4 exons.